AUGCACAGAUCACGAGAAGGUUGGCAUUGGACCCCUGGCACGGGGCUCCAAGCUGGCAUCCCAACAAUUGCAGUGGUGGAACCGUCACACAUGAUUCGAAAUCCCAAAGACUCGCUUGAUGUGAUUGUUAUCGGCGCAGGAUAUACAGGGCUCACAGCGGCCAGAGACACAUCAACUGCCGGCUUGAAAACACUCUUGCUAGAGGGCCGAGACAGAAUUGGAGGCCGAACCUGGUCAUCCGAGAUUGACGGAUAUCCUUACGAAAUGGGAGGCACAUGGGUCCAUUGGUUUCAGCCACAUGUCUAUCGUGAACUGUCAAGGUAUGGGAUGAAGGACCAGCUAGUGCAUUCUACCGACUACAGUAAGAAGCACAAUUUCUUCACCUUCAAGACAGCAACUGGGACUAGGAACAUGAGUCACGAAGAAGAGGAUUCUCUUUUCGCUCGGGCUAUAGAGAAAUUCGUCAACGUCGACGGCAACCUUGGAAGGGCCAUCAUGCCUUUCCCUUUCAACGCAUACUGGAACGAAGAUGUGUUCAAGUAUUCCAACCUGUCGGUAGCAGAGAGAAUAGCCCAAAUAAGCCACGAUCUUUCCAGCGACGAGAGGCACGCUAUCGAAGCCUUUGUGCUCCUCUGCAGUGGCGGAACGAGGGAAAACUCGGCAUUCCUUGACUUUCUCCGGUGGUGGGCCGCAGCCAAUUACGACUACAAAACGCUGCUGGACACCAUCAUUAUUUUCAAGUUGAAGUGUGGUCAAUCUGGCUUCGCAAGACGCUUUUUUGAGGAAGCACUGAUAAGCGGCAAUCUUUCAUACUCUUUCAACACGCCUGUCGCGGCGAUCGAUUCCUCAAAGGGUUUGGUAGAAGUCAGGACAAAGGACGGCCAACGUUUUUGGGCGAAAAAGGUCAUCUGCACGGCGCCGUUGAACGUACUCGAGAACAUUGAAUUCAACCCGCCACUGGAUCGAGCGAAGCGCGAGGCUGCUGCAUUGAAGCAUGUCAAUCAAUGUGUCAAGGUCCACGCGGAAGUUAAAGACCCAGAGAUGAGGUCUUGGAGCGGCGUCACUUAUCCUCAUAAUAAACUCGUUAUCGGGGUGGCAGAUGGCACAACCCCGGCAGGAAAAACUCACUGUGUCUUUUUUGGAUGUGAUGCCAAUCAUAUGCAUGCCGAUGAGGACAUCGAUCAGACCCUCAGGGCUAUUAAGGAGUUUGGUCCUAUGGAGGUGGACCGUGUUGUAUUCCACAACUGGUCUAAGGAUGAAUUCGCCAAGGGAGCAUGGGUGUGGUAUAGGCCAGGUAUGGAGGUGCAAUACCUUGAGGCUCUCAGGAGGAGGCAGGGAUCCGUGCUGUUCGCUAACUCGGAUUGGGCUGCGGGAGGAUGGAGGAGUUUUAUCGAUGGCGCCAUUCAAUCGGGAACUGAAGCGGCAUUGACAGUUCGACAGGAGCUGCGGCCACUUUCGAAGACAAGCCGCUUGUAG
Molecule: messenger RNA, 1476 nt
Organism: Fonsecaea nubica
Lineage: Eukaryota; Fungi; Ascomycota; Eurotiomycetes; Chaetothyriales; Herpotrichiellaceae
Exons: 5
Coding region: 1-1476 (491 amino acids)
Molecular function (GO): oxidoreductase activity
Source: RefSeq, a predicted model, not a curated record